AUGAAUAGCUCAUGCGAGGAAGACGAGUAUCGAUUUUUCGAUGCUCCCGAUAGCAUUGGCUCAGUCGACUCGCUGCCUCAUCCUGUUUCUGAACCUGACGAGAUUAGCCAUGGGGGUGAUGAUGACGACGACUCUGUGCCUAAUGAUUUCCAAUAUGAUAUAUGGGCCAAUGCUCCUACAAGUGUUCUCCAACGAAAGCACACUUUCCUUCGAUUAAUGGGUUUAAGCUCCGAGGAAGACGAUCAUAUUCUAUGUAAUGAUACGGUUGACGACGAUGUGGUGAUACGGGAAAUCGAAAUCGACGAUAGAAUUAUGCAGACCAGUGGAGCCGUGCUGAGAACCCCCAUUGUAGAAGAUGAUGAACAACAAGAAAAAGAAGAAUCUCCGGUUAGUUCCUCUAAUUCAGUCUGGUGCGACGAUGCCACAUGUUCUUCGUCUACAAUUUCCAGAAUUGAAGAAUCUAAUGGCGGUGGGGAGUGCAAGGAAGAAGAAGAAGAAAUUGGAGGGAAGUUAUUGGCGACAACAGAUAUCAUACCAGCUCCGGUCGUUCAGAAUUUGACAGAUAGGCUUAAGGUCGCCGGGACAAUGGUGAAGACGAUGAACAGAGUAAAAGGUCAUUUUUUUGGUAGGUUACGGUCAAUGACGACGCGUAGGUCUGAUAGUUUGGCACUUAUGCCACCACCUCCGCCACCACCGGAGCCCCAGUGGGGGAAAGUUCAGAGAGUCAGAGUUCGUCAAAAUAAGAAGAGAUUAAAGGAACUAUCGGCUGUAUUUAUCGGGCAAGAUAUUCAAGCUCACGAAGGUUCAAUUUUAACCAUGAAAUUUAGUCUUGAUGGGCGUUAUCUUGCUAGUGCUGGAGAAGAUAUGGUGGUCCGUGUUUGGCAAGUUGUUGAAGAUGAAAGAUCCGAUGAAAUUGAUAUUCCAGAUGUUGACUCCUCUUGUUUAUACUUCACUGUGAAUAAUCUUUCAGAAUUGACACCAUUAACGGCGGACAACGAGAAAGAGAAGGAGAAACAGAAACUUAGCAGGAUGAAGAGUAUGAGAAAAAGUAAAAACUUAGCCUGUGUCAUCUUUCCUCCUAAAAUUUUCCGGAUACUAGAGAAACCAGUCCAUGAGUUCCAUGGACACACCGGCCAUGUCCUCGAUCUCUCAUGGUCCAACAAUAACUUUCUUCUAUCGUCAUCGGUUGAUGAAACAGUUCGAUUGUGGAGAGUUGGAAGCGAUCAAUGCCUUCGAGUCUUCCCGCAUAGCAACUAUGUGACAUGUGUGGAAUUUCAGCCUUCGAAUCAAAAUUAUUUUAUAAGCGGUUCAAUCGAUGGAAAAGUCCGAAUGUGGUCAGUUUCUAAAUGCCAGGUGGUCGAUUGGAUAGAUUUACGUGAAAUAGUCACGGCUGUGGCUUACACUCCCGAUGGAAAGGGUGGCGUCAUCGGAUCCAUGAACGGUUGUUGUAGUUUCUUCAGCUUACCAGAAAAUCAGUUUCAAAUGGAAGAAUCGGUUUACCUUAAUAGUAAAAAGAAGUCACAGAGGAUAAUCGGUUUCCAGUAUUACCCACAAGAUCCAAGUAAACUUAUGGUGAUUUGUGCGGAUUCCCAAGUCAGAAUCCUCAACGGCAUCAACGUGGUUGGGAAAUUUAAAGGUCAAAGGACAUCUACAAAUCCGAUUUGUGCAACCUUCACGUCAGAUGGGAAACACAUUGUUUCAUCAAACGAGGAUUCAAAUGUAUAUAUUUGGAACUGCUAUGAUCAAAAAGGACUUUCGUUUGACCAAAAUAAGACUGUCACAUCCUACGAAUGUUUCUCUGCUAACGCCUCGGUUGCAGUCCCGUGGUCUGGUUUUGUGGGCGGUGGAGGGGAGGUGGAGGAUGGGUGGUGCCGCUCAUUGCCGCCAUGUUACUUCUCCCAGUACUUUACAGAGUCGAUACCAAAAGCUUCUGCGACAUGGCCAGAAGAAAAACUUCUGGCAUCCGGUCCUAGUCAGCCACCUCCACCUGGCAUUUCAAAGUCACUGUCAAAGUCACUGUCAAUGUCCAUGUCCUUGUCAACUCCGUUACGUAAAUCUGAUAAAAAAUUUGUCCGAUCGUCGUCUUCUUGCUCGUAUAAUUGUCACACAUGGGGUCUUGUGAUCGUGACAGCUGGAUGGGAUGGACGGAUCAGAUCGUUUCUCAACCACGGGCUACCAGCUACUGUUUGAGAUUUUUUUUUUUUUUAAAAAAAAAAAACGGAAAAGGUUAAAGUCUUGGUGAAAUGAACAUAACAAGACCAUCAGUUUAAUCAUGGGGUACAAAGAAAACAGCCAAUCCUGCCUUAUUUGAUUUGGGGGAUUCUCUGAAUCAAGGCUUAUUCGAGAAAAUCAUGUGUUCUGGCCCCGGGUAGAGGUGGAGUCAUCCGGGCAGGUGGGGGCCUGUAUCCGGGCAGCAGGUACGGAAACAGGAAGGGGUUGGUUGUGACUUUUUAGGGAGGGCUAGAGAAGCAGUGAUGAAUGAUUGAGUACAGAGUGGGGUCAAAAUGGGCAGAAAUGGCGUUUUAUGUGCUUGUAUGGCUUUUACUUUUGGUCCAAGCUUUCUUCUGAUAAAAAUGGGGGGUAAAAAGCAAAAUAUGUUCGUUCAUGACUUUAUUAGUGGGAGAUUGAGGGGUG
Molecule: messenger RNA, 2634 nt
Organism: Lactuca virosa
Lineage: Eukaryota; Viridiplantae; Streptophyta; Magnoliopsida; Asterales; Asteraceae
Source: the annotation of a GenBank genome assembly